Molecule: messenger RNA, 1461 nt
Organism: Peronospora matthiolae
Lineage: Eukaryota; Oomycota; Peronosporomycetes; Peronosporales; Peronosporaceae
Source: the annotation of a GenBank genome assembly
AUGCAGAAGAAAGUGGUUGUGAUCAGUGUCGUCAUCGGACUUGCUGUCAUUGUUGCAGUCAUCGUGGUCGCCGUGACUGUGACCAGCUCGCAUACCUCGACGACAAAGCCAAGCAGCAACAUCAAUGAAGAAGAGAAUAAGGUGGACUCGGCGAUGAAGCCACGCGAUCAAGACAAGCUACACAAUUUUAAGAAUGGAUCGUUCGAAGCGGAUGAAGAGACGACAGAUCCACUCACGGAGACCUAUUCCGUGUCUGCUCUAGCUAUUGGAGACUGGGGUCGCACCAUUGCCAAGAACGGCGGCUCAUGUUGCUCGCGUCGCAGUUCCUUUACUGUGUUGGACUACAAUGCGAUGGAGUACGUAUCGAUUCUCUUGGGCCAAGCUGCUGGAGCUUUGCAGCCUCGACCGUCCGUGGUCAUUGGCCAUGGUGACAACUUCUAUUGGGACGGCUUGCUCGGUGUGACGGAUCAAGCUUACCGAUUCCAGCAAACGUUUGAGGACAAGUACAAUGCACCAAGUUUAAUGGGCAUUCCCUGGGUGAAUGUCAUGGGUAACCAUGACUAUGGCGGUGCAAGCUUCGUGUGCACUGACGGUGAGCAGGCCGUCGAGUGUGGGUCGACGUCUGAACUGCUGGCAGCCCUGGACCAGAAGUUUGAGCUGCAGUCGCAAUACGUGAGUCCACAGGACAAUCGAUGGAUUAUGCCCGACCACUUCUACGUGCACUCGAUCACUUCGCCCGUGUCCAACGUGACGAUUGACAUCUUUAAUCUCGACACGAAUGAUGCCGAUACACAUGGCGCCCAGCAGAUCUGCUGUCAAUGUUACGGCUACUCUGGCAAAGACGAUGAUGCGUGCGAAAGUGUACAGCGAGGUGACAGUCUAUGCGCCGGAGGGGACAGUAGCAUGUUUGACGCUUGUAUGGAUAAACUUCAAGCUUGGGGGGCCGAGUCGCGACAGAAACUCGUCCGUGCUGCCACAGCUUCGAACGCGACUUGGAAGAUUGUGAACACGCACUAUUCGCCGUACAACCACUAUGCACCUGGUCCUGCUAAAAAGUGGCGGGAGUUGUUGGAUGGCCUGGGCAUUCAGCUUUUCAUGUAUGGCCAUACCCACGGUGAGAAACAUGACUACACGGCGUUUAAGACGCAUUUCAUUGAGAAUGGGGCAGGAGGCGGUAUUCAUAAUGAGUCGCCGAGUGGCAUUCCGCCCUAUGCUGAAGACUACGUGGAGAACGUCUGGGCAGCUGGACAUUAUCCCUACGGCUUUUUCUCGCUCAGUAUCUCUCCAACGUGGAUGAAGGUGAACUUCAACACGUUCGACGACAGCUGGUCCAUGACUGAAGAUGUGGAUGCGACGCUGGUUGGGGGGAUUGCUAUCAAACAUUGCUGGUACAUUCCACAACGCGGAGGGCGCGGUAAAAGCUGUAAAGACGCGGAAACACAGUCGACUGACUCGGCGUAA